AUGCUCAGCCGAUUUUGCGAGGAGGGGGACGAGAAUAUUGUAGACUCGCUGCUGGAUAGUUUCCUACAGCAGAAAGGCGACGUUGGCAGCAUGAUCGAAGAGAUCGACCGUCGCACGGCUCUCCAAAAGAAGAGCCCCGACAAUUGGAACUUGCGCCUGGAUUUUGGCCAGAGCCUUCAGCAGCCGAACUUGGACAAGCUGGAGGAAGUGCUGCAGAGCGCCAGCGCGUUGCUCAGCGCACGAAGUUGCCGCAGUCAUUGCUCAACUGGCUCAGCGCGUGCUUUUGCGGACUCCAUGCCGACCACCGCGGGGACCGUGGAUUAUGCAACAGGAAAGCAUGGCCGGCUGUCUGACCUGGUCAUCGAAGAUGCCGAGUCGGACGUGCAGUUAUCCUCAGAAGGAGGCAUGCUUGGCGAACCCUGCAAGGCCCAGGCCAGCCAUGCGACUUUGAACCCGAAGGAGGAGCUCUUGGCCAAGAUUGCAUCGACCGACUCUCCAGAGGAGAUUCGGAACUUCAUGCGAAGCUUCCUGUUGAGUCUAAGACACAGGGUGCUCAUGAGCGCCGUCGAGCGUGACGUCGCCUCCGAGGCCAGCCUCUACACUGCAGUCGCUUCUGGGAUGGUACUCGUAGGGUGGAGGUUUGUUCUCGAGUCUUGUUCACUGCAAAUGCCGGAUCAAGCCACGGAACUUCAUGGCAUGACGGGAAUCACUGCGAGUUCUAACCAGAUUGCCUUACCGAGUGUAUUCCUGUAUUCCAUGCCCAACUACAUGCUCACCUAG
Messenger RNA from Symbiodinium necroappetens, 780 nucleotides. NCBI's taxonomy places the organism in Eukaryota, Dinophyceae, Suessiales, Symbiodiniaceae. The record is from the annotation of a GenBank genome assembly.